AUGGUGCAAUUGUUGAGAUCUGCUGGAGAAUUUCAGGGACUUUCACACGAGGAUCCGCAGCAACACUUACAAACCUUCCUGGAGAUAAGCGACACAUAUAUUCCUGAAGAUGUAAAUGUUGAUUAUGUCAGAUUGGCACUCUUUCCCUUUUCUCUAUCGGGGGAAGUAGAUAGAUGGUUACUUGCUGAACCACAUCAAUCCAUCACUACAUGGGAAGAUUGUGCUCGAAGGUUUCUCAUUCAAUUUUUUCCAUCUCAGAAAAUUACACGAUUAAGGAGUGAGAUAUUGAGCUUCGGACAGAAAGAUGGAGAAAAUCUCUACCAAACUUGGGAGAGAUUUAAGGAAGGCCUUGUUUCUAAUACAAAGAUUCUCUUGGAUUCAGCAGCAGGGGGUCAAGCUUUAGAGAAAACAUAUGAAGAAUUGUAUACCUUGCUGAAUCGAAUUGCACAAGGAAUUCCUAAUUGGCAUGCAGACUCAAGGAAUGCUCCCAAGAAGGUUGCAGGGGUUUUGGAGGUUGAUCAGUUCACUGCAUUACAAGCACAGAUUGCAGCAAUGCAGAACCAUAUGACUACUCAGCUUAACAACUUAAAGUUGGGUACAACACAACCAGCAGCCACGAUAAAUGUAGUUCAACAGGUAUAUUCAUGGUGUAAAGUUUGCGAAAGUGGUGAGCAUAAAGCAGAUGCAUGUUCUGUUAAUCCAAAUUCAGUCAACCAUGUGGGGAAUGCAAAUCGUCAGGGUCAACAGAAUUUUGUCAAUACAUAUAAUCCAAAUUGGAGAAACCACCCUAAUUUUUCAUGGGUCGAAAAUCAGGUACAAAAUACAAAUCAGUAUAAGGGACCAGUGCAACCAAAUCCACAGCCAGUUCAGAAAAAUCAGGCGACUGCUUCGAAUAGUAAUGUAGAGGAGAUUCUUAAGCAGUUUAUGGCUCAACAAGCAUAA
Molecule: messenger RNA, 942 nt
Organism: Capsicum annuum
Lineage: Eukaryota; Viridiplantae; Streptophyta; Magnoliopsida; Solanales; Solanaceae
Exons: 2
Coding region: 1-942 (313 amino acids)
Source: RefSeq, a predicted model, not a curated record